AUGAUUUUCGGUAGAGCUACAACAAGGUACGCAUUCCCCAAAUUUCUUUCUCAUUCGCCAAAUCCUAAGAGCAUUGGAGAGGCUAUCUCUUCAUUUAAUAGCUUGCUUCAUAUGAAUCCCCAACCCUCUAUAGUUCGUAUUAAUAAGAUUUUGGGUUCUGUCGUAAAGAUGAAACAUCAGCGAACUGCUAUCUCCCUUUUCGCCCAAGCAGAAUGCAAGGGAUUCUCGCCAUGUUUGGUUACUCUAAACAUCUUGAUCAAUUGUCACUGCCAUUUGGGUAACAUGCCUUCUGCUUUCUCUAUUCUAGGGAGGAUUCUCAAGAUGGGCUGUCAGCCAGAUAUAAUAACUUUAAAUACUCUGUUGAAAGGUCUCUGCAUUAGUAAUAACGUUAGAGAAGCCCUUGUCUUUCACAAUGACAUAUUGACCAAAGGAUUUCAGUUAGAUGAGGUAAGCUAUGGCAUCCUGAUUAAUGGCUUCUGUAAAAUUGGAAAAACGUCUGCUGCUCUUGAAAUGCUUCGAAAGAUGGAGAGAGGGUUGGUUAAGCCUGAUUUAAUUAUCUACAACACAGUCAUAGAUGGUCUUUGUAAAGAAGGGCUUGCAAUUGAGGCAAAAAAAUUAUACCAUGAAAUGACUGAUAGGGGAAUAUCUCCUAAUAUUGUUACCCACAAUUCCCUAAUACAUGGUUUCUGUUGCAUGGAUCAAUUGCUAGAAGCCACAUGGUUGCUAAAUAAAAUGGUGCUAGAAGGCAUCAGGCCUAGUAUUUAUACCUUCAAUAUAUUGGUAGAUGCAUUUUGUAAAAAUGAGAGUGCAACAAAAGCUGAGGCAAUUGUUGGUAUGAUGAUGAAAUGUGGUACAAAGCCUGAUGUAAUUACUUACAAUGCCUUAAUGGAUGGGUACUGUAUGAUGAAUCAUGUUAAUGAGUCAAAGAAAGUUCUUAAUAGAAUGAUCAAAAGUGAUUUGACACCUGAUGUCUUUAGUUACAAUAUCUUGAUUAAUGGGUUGUGCAAAAUCAAAAGGAUUGGUGAAGCCAUGGAUCUUUUUCAAGAAAUGCGAUGCAAAAGUUUGGUUCCCAAUGUUGUCACCUAUAGUUCUCUUAUUGAUGGCCUGUUCAAAUCAGGGAAGAUUUCAACGGUGCAGGAGCUUAUUUAUGAGAUGCAUGAUAAUGGUCAUCUACCAGAUAUAAUAACCUACAAUAUCUUGUUGGAUGGAUUGUGCAAGAGCCAGCAUCUUGAUGAAGCAAUUAUGCUAUUCAAUAAAAUUGGUGGUUUAGGAAUACGGCCAAAUACAUACACAUAUACCAUACUUAUUGAUGGUUUGUGCAAGGGUGGUAGAUUAAAUACUGCUCAACAAAUUUUUCAGUAUCUUUUGGUUAAUGGCCAUCCUCUAGAUGUCCAAGCAUAUAGUGCUAUGAUUAAUGGAUUUUGUAAAGAGGGCUUGUUUGAUGAGGCAAAGGCAUUGUUUUUUCAAAUGGGAGAGAAUGGAUGCCUUCCAAAUUUUGUAACCUUUGAAACAAUCAUUGGAACUCUUUUGGAGAAAGGUGAGAAUGAUAAGGCGGAGAAUGUUCUUGAUGAAAUGUUUGCUAGGGGUCUCUUAAAGACGAUCAAAGAAGGUUAGAUCCUUGUGCCCAUGUGGAAAUUUGUUGUAAUAUUCAACCAAUGUAAUGUCUGACAGCAAUUGAAGUAAAGUCAAUUGCACUGACCUCCCCGCACUUCUGUACAGAAAUAUCAAAAUCCAUCUCUCUCUGCUUUUGUUUUUGUUUUUUUUUGUUGGGUGUCAGCCAUGGAUGUUAUUGGA
Neltuma alba is the source of this 1794-nucleotide messenger RNA. Its product is annotated as pentatricopeptide repeat-containing protein At1g62670, mitochondrial-like. The record is from RefSeq and is a predicted model, not a curated record. Gene Ontology annotation, molecular function: protein binding; mRNA binding. Lineage: Eukaryota; Viridiplantae; Streptophyta; Magnoliopsida; Fabales; Fabaceae. The transcript has a single exon. Bases 1 to 1614 code for a protein of 537 amino acids.